Messenger RNA from Leguminivora glycinivorella, 1665 nucleotides. RefSeq lists its product as uncharacterized. NCBI's taxonomy places the organism in Eukaryota, Metazoa, Arthropoda, Insecta, Lepidoptera, Tortricidae. The coding region runs from base 234 to 1487 and encodes 417 amino acids. The record is from RefSeq and is a predicted model, not a curated record. The transcript has 2 exons.
ACGUAAUAUUACUACAACUUCGUCAUGGAUUCUCCGAACUUGAGUACUAUAAUGAAAUAUUACUCAGUCAGCAUUCGAGCACCCGACAAUCAUCGCUACGAACACUACGAACCCGCCGCGGCCUUGCCGACGGUGUCGGUUACUUAGCUAAUAGCCUAUUUGGCGUAUUAGAUGCACGAUUUGCCGAACAAUAUAGAAGAGAUAUUGCACUUUUACAACACAACGCUCAGCACAUGGCUUCACUUUGGAAAAAUCAAACCUCCGUAGUCGAAGCGGAAUAUAAUUUAUUAAAGCGUAGCGAAGAUACAAUGAAUCAACAGCAUAAAAUGAUAAAUCAACAUAUGAACAAUUUGGAAGAAGCGUUCAAGAAUUUACAACACAAGGUUGAAACUAACAACAUAGUUAAUGACUUCAACUUAGGAACUAUUAUCGCAAGUAAUAUGCUCCACAACUUAAAGGGAAUGCAGGACAUGUUAUUGGACACCGUCACCGACAUCCACCAAGGACGUUUUAACCCACACGUGCUCACUCCGGAACAACUUAUUAAUGAGUUAAGCGCCGUUGCAAGCAAUCUACCAAGAGACGUGUCCCUGCCUAUUGACAACUUACACACGGAUCUACGCAAGAUAUACAACCUGUUGAAAGUAAAAGCAAGGAUGAUGGACGACGUACUUAUUUUCGAGAUAAGGCUGCCUCUAGUUAGCCGAGAUGUUUAUGAACUUCUAAGGAUUAUUCCGAUACCCAAAAGGACUGGAAACAAGAUAACCGCUGUUAUACCUGUAUCGGAGUAUGUCUCCAUAAACAUGAAAAAAGACAUGUAUAUUCCUGUCUCAGAAAAUGAUAUCAGAGCUUGCACAAUAUCAUCAGAUUCCUAUUUCUGCUACAUCAGGAAACCAGUCUAUCAAUUGAAAGGCGACAACAGUUUUUGUGAAUCAGACAAAUCGGGAUGCAAGACUGCCAGCACGACAUGCACAAAUAAUUGGAUCGAAAGUAACGCUCUAAAUACCUAUAUUUAUUUUUGUUGUGCACAGUGUCAAGUUCGAACAUUGUGCGCGGAUCAAGUCACCGCGCACCAGCUGACGAAUGCCGGACUUAUAAACAAAAACGAAUCUGAAGAUCUACAAAGGGAAACUAACGAACUUGGAGAAAAGAUUGAACAAUUGAAGACCACCGAAGUUAACGCCGAGACCAUAUCAUAUCACGAUAUUCAUCACUACGCCAUGAUAUACGUGAUUCUUGGAGUAAUCGGAACUACAGCAUUAUUUAUCAUAAUACGACGAACGCUCGGGAAAAUGCCGCCUACGCCGUCCCGACACAUCGCCGAGGAACCUCCGGCCGCCACGCCGCCCCCGCCCCGCGCGUCGCCGCGCUCCGUCGUCGUCACCGAGGCGCACCAACUCAGCGAUGAAGAUCACUGCGACACGUCAAAUCCUUCGCGAUUAGACAAGGCGACAUCCCCUUCAUUUAAAGUAGUUACUUUUAGUUAGAUUUAAUGUUUAUCAUGUUUUUUAGCAGCAUCUCCCUCUCCUCUCAACCGCCCCCGGAAUAUGUACAAGUAAAUUGCACAUGCGUCAUCGAGUAAAGAAUCAUGUGAUUAUUGUUUUUACCAGUCAUGUGAUUGAUUGCACCAUCAGCAUUUAAUUUGUAUAUAAACACUACAAUUAG